Messenger RNA from Danio aesculapii, 1708 nucleotides. It is a transcript of the gene csnk2b, whose product is annotated as casein kinase 2, beta polypeptide. Gene Ontology annotation, cellular component: protein kinase CK2 complex; cytoplasm. The record is from RefSeq and is a predicted model, not a curated record. Bases 98 to 745 code for a protein of 215 amino acids. NCBI's taxonomy places the organism in Eukaryota, Metazoa, Chordata, Actinopteri, Cypriniformes, Danionidae. The transcript has 7 exons. Gene Ontology annotation, molecular function: protein kinase regulator activity.
CUUAUGAUCACGUGAUGCACAGCGGAAGCCUCCAAUCAGCGUACAGUUGUGUCGCUGCGGCUAACAUCGACCCCGGGAGAUCCUUGAGUUUCCCAACAUGAGUAGCUCAGAGGAAGUGUCGUGGAUUUCUUGGUUUUGUGGUCUACGGGGAAAUGAAUUCUUCUGUGAGGUAGAUGAGGACUAUAUUCAGGACAAGUUUAAUCUUACAGGUCUCAAUGAGCAAGUUCCCCAUUACAGACAAGCUCUGGACAUGAUCCUCGAUCUGGAACCUGAUGAGGAGCUGGAGGAUAACCCUAACCAGAGUGACCUGAUUGAGCAGGCUGCUGAGAUGCUCUAUGGGCUGAUUCAUGCUCGCUAUAUCCUCACUAACCGUGGCAUCGCCCAGAUGCUGGAGAAAUAUCAGCAGGGAGACUUUGGCUACUGUCCUCGUGUUUACUGUGAGAAUCAGCCAAUGCUGCCUAUUGGCCUCUCUGACAUUCCAGGCGAGGCCAUGGUGAAGCUCUACUGCCCCAAGUGUAUGGAUGUGUACACACCGAAGUCAUCCAGGCACCAUCACACUGACGGAGCUUACUUUGGCACCGGCUUCCCUCACAUGCUCUUCAUGGUGCAUCCCGAGUACCGGCCAAAGAGGCCUGCCAAUCAGUUUGUGCCCAGGCUUUAUGGUUUCAAGAUUCACCCAAUGGCUUACCAGCUCCAGCUGCAGGCAGCCUCCAGCUUCAAGAGUCCCGUCAAAGCCAUCCGCUAAACACCUGAGCUGGGAUGGGGUGGGAUAUGGGGUGGGUUGUGUGUCCGUCAGCAAGGGCUCACUCUUCUCCUGCAAUUUUGAUUCGACCGAGACCAACAUUUAAAUCUGGAGAGAGUGAGACUAUAAAACACUCUGGGGAGAAACUAAAACCUUACCUCUGAAACACUGUACAGAAAAUGAGGUGUUCCUUGUAAAAAAAACAAACUACUUUCAGUUCUUAACCUCCACAUAGAAAAUAAAGAUCUACUUAAAGAUAGAUAACUGUAGGAUGGCUCUGCUCGCUCUCUGGUUACUGUUUGUUUUAGUUUGCUAAUGCUAACAUAUAAAACAGUCUUGAAUUGAUGUCUUGUCAGUUCUCGGUGUGGUGGAUGGUUGGCUUUGAAUGUAAACGUAGGGUUGAUUGGUCAUCAAAACCCCAUUUAAAUCAGCUCAAUCCCCUUCUCUGAUAUUGGCUUAUUGAAAUAAAAAGGAAGGCUGUUGCAUGAUAUAGGCAGUAUGUUUUGGGUUUAAGUGAUGUCGCUGGGAUUGUCUUUGACUGUUUUUUGUUGACAGACUGCAAGCUUUCACCGCAUGCGUAAGAAAAGAGCAGAAAUGGGAAGACAAGUGUUAUCAGGAAACGCCAUCUUAAUUCGACAUGUUUUUGUUUUAAUAUUUGGUCCUGCACUCUUCAGACUGACGCCAACCUGCUGCGUUCCUCCAGUGUCCAGAUUCUUCAGACUAAUUUGAUUAGAUUGACCACAGUUAGGACGUUUUUUAUGUUUGGUAUGGGCCCAGGUUUUUCUUCUCUUGUUUAAAGUAUUUCUUCUGGUAGAGAAGAGUCAGAGUAGAAAAUAUCAUAUGGGUUUGACUGCAUUUCUUUUGUGUGUGUAAUUUCUUUUCUUUGAUCCUGUUGAAUGUUUUUUUUCCUUUACAGCUAUUGAGGAACCAGGGUUCAGAAUUCACAAUAAAUGUCUUUUCCUACAA